AUGGGAGUGGUACACUCCGCUUACAACUACGUCUUUCCGCCAGAUCCUGUGGAGAUUUACAACCCUGGACUGGAAGAUCGCAUCAACCACGCCAAUGAUGCGGUGGAAAGUGCCUUCCAGGAUAUGUCCGAGACCUUCGCCGCCAUGAAGUCCCUGAUGCGGAAGACGCAGUCCGACUGGGACACGUAUUCCAAGCCGCUGGCCAAAUCGUGCCAGGGAAUCAGAAAAGAAUUGGUGCGUCUUGCUCAUGCAAGUCCACAAUGUUUGGAUGCGCAGGAGCGAAUCUUGCCCCUUCUUUUCAAGAAACGCGCCAAGACCGGAGGAGAGAUCGAGGGCUGUGCCCGGGGCGAUUUGCCCUUUGCCAUGGUGCCUUCGAAGUGUCAAUGCAUCGCAGGCAAUGAGGCCAAAGGUUGCGACUCAGAGGUGGAUGCCGAUCACGUGCUGCGGUGUAGUCACUUGCGCCGCAGGAUUCUACCAGCCAUGAAACUGGAUCAGCUCUACGAGGGAGACGGAGACUGCAACAUCUCAAAGGAGGCUUCGUUCAACAAGUCUCUACUCCAAGACGAAGAACCCAGAGAUUUCGAGGUGCGUGCCUCCAUGCCGACUCUUCCCCUGGAUCCACUUCCCAAGCAGGACCUGCGACAACGAAGGGCUGGCUUUCUCUGA
Cladocopium goreaui is the source of this 666-nucleotide messenger RNA. NCBI's taxonomy places the organism in Eukaryota, Dinophyceae, Suessiales, Symbiodiniaceae. The record is from the annotation of a GenBank genome assembly.